CAUAUUUUAUUAUUUUCAAUGUUUAUUUGUGAUAGGAUGAGAAGAGGAGCAGAACAGGAAAAGAUGGAGCAUCAAAAAUUGGAGUCAUUGGGUCAUUACUGUACUUAUGCUGUUAGUGGUAAGACUGGCGAGUUGCUAUGGAAACACGAACCAGGAGACUUUGAGGUCCAUCCUGCAUAUGACAUUGGAUUAUCAUCAUUCACACAUUUCAAGUUAUUAUUUCAUAAAUAUUUACUACAUGAAGGAGAGGUCUCCUGGCAUCAGUACAGCUCAGCUAUUCGUCAAAUAAUGCCUCAUUCAUGGACUGAUGAUUUUGAUACAAAGUUAGAGUUAGCACAAUUUAAUAAAGAUAAGAAGAAAUCAGAUGAACCAGGAGUCACUGAUCAUAUUAGCAAAGUCAGUGGAUUGGCAAUGGAUCAUAUUGCUGGGUAUGCUUUUGGAGGACUGAGGCCUCACUCACCAACUGAACACGUACUCAACCCUAAUGUACUGGUCAUACACACUAUGAAGGGUAUUGAGGUCCUUCAUUUAUCUUCAGGGCGUCCAUUGUUCUCACUGCCCCUCUCCUCCACUCAUGCUGCCCAUGGAGACAUUAAUUCUGACGGAGUCAUUGAACACAUUAAUGCUGUCAUUAACCCUGGAGAAGAGUACAAGCCUGGUGAUAUUAAUUAUCAAUGAACAUAAUGAAAUGGA
Molecule: messenger RNA, 693 nt
Organism: Amphimedon queenslandica
Lineage: Eukaryota; Metazoa; Porifera; Demospongiae; Haplosclerida; Niphatidae
Exons: 7
Coding region: 19-678 (219 amino acids)
Source: RefSeq, a predicted model, not a curated record